Molecule: messenger RNA, 993 nt
Organism: Verticillium alfalfae VaMs.102
Lineage: Eukaryota; Fungi; Ascomycota; Sordariomycetes; Glomerellales; Plectosphaerellaceae
Product: LTV1
Exons: 1
Coding region: 1-993 (330 amino acids)
Biological process (GO): ribosomal small subunit biogenesis; ribosomal small subunit export from nucleus
Cellular component (GO): preribosome, small subunit precursor; nucleus; cytosol
Source: RefSeq, a predicted model, not a curated record
AUGCAGCACAUGCGCGACCUGAACACGGGUGCUGGCGAGGCCGUAUGGGUCGAGGCGGAGGCACCUAAGAACCAGGGCAAGGGAAAGCAGACCCAGUCACUCGAGGAUGCGAUCCGCGGGCUCGAUGUCAAGGACGACCCCAGCUCGCUCGGUGACGAUGCGCGCUUUGCACAGGGUCUGCCAAAGGCCAACUAUCAGUCCCAGCAGGACGUCCCUGACGCCAUUGCUGGUCUUCAGCCCGACAUGGACCCGCGUCUUCGAGAGGUUCUCGAGGCCCUUGACGACGAGGCUUAUGUCGAGGAAGACGACGACAUUUUCCAGGAGCUGGCAAAGGACGGACGGGAGAUUUCUCAGUACGAGUUUGAGGAUCAGUUCGGCGAGGAAGACGAUGGCUGGGAGUCGGACCACACGGCCAAGCCGAACAAGGAGUACAACGACGAUGCUGUACCUGAGCUCGUCACCGUAGAUGGCGCAGAGCCUACGGCAGCUGAUCAGAACGAGGACUGGCUGGAGGAUUUCAAGCAGUUCAAGAAGGACCAGAAGAACCCUGGCGUCAAGCCUCGUGGUGCGGCAGUGGAUCCGUCCGAGGUUCAGUCGUCUAUGUGGACCACGACAACGAUGGGCGGUCGUCGCAAGAAGCGCAAGGGAGCGCUGACCAACCCUUCGUCUUACUCGAUGACUUCGUCGUCCAUGGUCAGGACGGAGCAGUUGACCCUCCUGGACGCUAGGUUUGACAGGAUAGAGGAGGAGUACACAAGCGAGAUGGGUGGAGGGGACGACCUUGGCUCUGUUUCAGCCGUGUCCGCCAUGUCGAGUGUGCAAGGCGAGACUCGUAACGAUUUGGACAAUAUUUUGGACGACUUUUUGGGUAAAUUCACAAAGCCUGGCAAGCGCACGAACAAGAAGGCGCGGCCCCAGACUGGCCUCGAGCAGCUAGACGAGAUCCGGAGGGGUUUGGGACCUGCACGUCUGCGGCCUCAAGGCUACAGGUAA